AUGGGAGAACCAACUUACGACCUUUUCUUUACUGGCCAAGAUGACCCUCGCAACUGCGUUGUCAUCGGUGAAGAUACAAAGCCCGUGUUCUUUUCGUUCGAAACUUUCCAAAGAGACCUCAGUACGCGAACGAUGGUAAGUAAAGCAAGCAAAGACCUAAUUGCCUCUCUAGAAUGGAGUCCAGGAAAUCGUUUAGGGAUGGUCAACAUUGGAACAAGACAACUGCUCAUGUCGCAGCUUGUGUUACCUGGUUCCUCCAGCCAGUCAGUCGCCUACAGUAGUAGCGACGGAAGAACAUACGAGUGGAGGCGGUGUUAUCCAGACACUUCAGGUUACGAUUUAUUUCUUCUGCCCAAUAAUAUGCGAAUAGCUGCUUUUCGAAAGAUGAACGCCCAGACAGUAGUUGGCCCAUCUCAUGCCUUGCUGCAAUAUCAAUUCGUUCACGACCCCCUUCUUCUCGAAGCACUUCUCUCCCUCUGUAUUUUCAGAUGGACUGAUUUUCACGGGUUGUAA
Messenger RNA from Lentinula edodes (shiitake mushroom), 513 nucleotides. RefSeq lists its product as uncharacterized. Lineage: Eukaryota; Fungi; Basidiomycota; Agaricomycetes; Agaricales; Omphalotaceae. The coding region runs from base 1 to 513 and encodes 170 amino acids. The record is from RefSeq and is a predicted model, not a curated record. The transcript is spliced from 4 exons.